AUGAAUUCAAACCAGGAUUCUGUUGAGAAGAUACAAAUCGAACAAAAAUUGGCUGUUGAAUCCAUCCGAUCGUUUUUAAGUUCGAAGACUUCUUAUGAUGUCCUUCCUGUGUCAUUUCGUCUGAUUGUUUUAGAUACUGCAUUAUUGGUUAAGAAAUCCUUGAAUGUUUUACUACAAAACAACAUUGUAUCCGCACCCCUAUGGGAUUCUGAAACUUCAAAAUUUGCAGGGCUGCUAACAUCUAGUGAUUUCAUUAACGUUAUUCAGUAUUAUUUCUCUAAUCCAGAUAAAUAUGAAUUGGUAGAUAAAUUACAACUGAAUGGAUUAAAGGAUAUUGAAAGAGCUAUUGGUGUCGAGCCAUUAGAUACAGCCUCAAUACAUCCUUCUAGACCACUUUUUGAAGCAUGUCUAAAGAUGAUGGGUUCAAGAACAAGAAGAAUUCCAUUGAUUGAUCAGGAUGAAGAAACACAUAGAGAGAUUGUGGUGAGUGUUUUAACACAAUACAGAAUAUUAAAAUUUGUUGCUUUGAAUUGUAGAGAGACUAAUUUUUUGAAAAAAAGCAUUGGUGAAUUGAAUAUUAUAACUGAGGAAAAUGUCAAGAGUUGCUUUAUGACCACUCCUGUCAUUGAUGCAAUUCAACUGUUAUCACAAAAUGGCAUAGCAUCUAUUCCUAUUGUAGAUGAAAAUGGUGUUUUAAUCAAUGUUUAUGAAGCAGUGGAUGUUCUUGGAUUGAUUAAAGGUGGAAUUUACAACGACUUAUCAUUAAGUGUUGGUGAAGCAUUAAUGAGAAGAAGUGACGAUUUUGAGGGUGUUUAUACAUGUACUAAACACGAUAAAUUAUCCACUAUUAUGGAUACUAUCAGAAAGGCAAGAGUACAUAGAUUCUUUGUUGUAGACAACGACGGCAGGCUAGUUGGUGUCUUAUCGUUAGAUGAUAUUCUUAGAUACAUCCUAUUAGGUGAAAAAUAA
This is a messenger RNA of Arxiozyma heterogenica, 969 nucleotides long. RefSeq names its product AMP-activated serine/threonine-protein kinase regulatory subunit SNF4 (gene SNF4). The record is from RefSeq and is a predicted model, not a curated record. Bases 1 to 969 code for a protein of 322 amino acids. Gene Ontology annotation, biological process: protein phosphorylation; regulation of catalytic activity. Gene Ontology annotation, molecular function: AMP binding; protein kinase binding; protein kinase regulator activity. The transcript has a single exon. Gene Ontology annotation, cellular component: nucleotide-activated protein kinase complex; cytoplasm; nucleus. Lineage: Eukaryota; Fungi; Ascomycota; Saccharomycetes; Saccharomycetales; Saccharomycetaceae.